Molecule: messenger RNA, 3351 nt
Organism: Pseudophryne corroboree (corroboree frog)
Lineage: Eukaryota; Metazoa; Chordata; Amphibia; Anura; Myobatrachidae
Gene: BCLAF1
Product: BCL2 associated transcription factor 1
Exons: 12
Coding region: 280-2973 (897 amino acids)
Biological process (GO): positive regulation of transcription by RNA polymerase II
Cellular component (GO): mediator complex
Molecular function (GO): DNA binding; transcription coregulator activity
Source: RefSeq, a predicted model, not a curated record
GAAGGGGACACAGGCCAAUCAGCAGAAAGCUCCUCAGCAGCGCGGGCUGCCGUCAUUCGCUGUUUUUACAGCUUUUCACGCCGGCCCGUUACGUGAUGACGUCAUCGCAUGACCGGUAAUUCCACUUCCGCUUCAAUUACUUCCUCCCCCACCAGCAGUCACCGCCUACCGGAGCCUGGUUGGUAACACAGGAGGAAGAAGAGGAAUGGCGGCCAGCUGAGGCGUGUGUGAGCUGCAUCCAUCUUACCAGUUGCGAUCUGUUAAAUAAAAGUUUUGAAAAUGGGCAGAUCCAAUUCUAGAUCCCAUUCUUCGAGGUCGAAGUCCCGAUCUCCAUCAUCCUCUCGAUCACGGUCACACUCAAGGAAGAAAAGAUACAGUUCCAGAUCUCGGUCAAGAACACAUUCGAGAUCUCGCAGCAGAGAACGUGUUUACAAUAGAGAUGUCCGCAGAGAUUACAGGAACAAUAGAGGAAUGAGACGUCCUUAUGGCUUUAGAGGAAGAGCCAGAGGUUAUUAUCAAGGAGGUGGUGGGAGGUAUUAUCGUGGUGGUUACCGUCCAAUGUGGAAUCGUAGGUACUCGCGAAGUCCCCGGCGUGAUCGGUCUCGCUCUAGAAGUCCAAAGAGAAGGUCUGCAUCAUCUCAAAGAUCUAGAAGCAGAUCCCAGAGAUCCUACAAGUCCUCUCAGUCACCUAGGUCUUCUUCAUCCCGUUCCUCCUCAUGUUACAGCAAGUCACCAGUGAAAAAAUCUCGUGGUUCCCAAGAAGAAAAAAAACAAAAAACUGAAAGGGCUGAAAAAUUACAAAGUCCCAAAAACGAGAAAUCAGGCGAUGAGCACAAAGAUGCUUUUGACCCUUCUGAGCCUUUAGAUGAACUUGGCAAAGAAUUAGAUUUACAUGGUGACAGUUGGGCAGGACUGUCUGCCUAUGAUAACAGCCCAAGAUCCCCUUGUAGCCCUUCACCUGUGGCCUCACCGCCCAGCCAGAGUUCAUCCCAGUCUGAUUGCCCUAUCCUUAGUGUGGUCCACUCUGGUAAAGACACUUUGUCUCAGAAUUCACAUUCCAUUGUGCAUACCCCAGAAAAGUCUGGGUCUGGAUCUGGCGGCAAUGGUUCCACACGCUACAGUCCUUCACAAAACAGUCCACUUCAUAUCCCUUCUCAAAAGAGUCCAGCAAAGAAUGUGCUAUCUCAGAACCCUUCAUGUGAAGAAGGGCGUUCUCACUAUUUGUAUACUGAUACAGCAGAACAAGAACCUGCUAAAGGUGUAAAACAUCUAAAAAGGUAUCCUGAUGAAGAACUUAGUUUAUUUCCAAUAGAAAGGGUUAAUAUUAGAGAAAAAGAAAGUCAAAAGGAUAGGACAUUGGAUAAGUCUAAAAAAGAAGAGGGCAAAAGCUGGGACCAUCGUGAUACAUUGGAUUAUUUUUUGGAGAAAGACCCUGUUAAAGCUCAGUUUUUGUCCAUUUCUGAAAGUGAAGAUAUAGAGGAAGUAGAAGACUACAGGCAGUUUAGAAAGUCAGUGCUUGCUGAUCAAGGCAAAGGAUUUUCCUCCUCAUCCCACUGGAUUUCUGAGGAGGACGGAACAAAAUUCAAGUCCAAAGCUGCAGGCAAAGCGAGUAAAGAAGGAGAGAAGGUUAGAGAAAGUAAGGCACAUAAAGUGUCCUCUAAAAACAGACAUAAAGAUGACGACAAAGGUAGUGAUAGGUCAAUGAUUAAAAAAGACCCCAAGUCACCUGACCCAGUGAUGUUUGAAAAGAUGAAAGACCCGUUGAGUUGCAGUUUUCCAUUACAUCAGAAUGUUGAAGUCCGAGAGAAGGCAGUGUUCAGAGAGGAAAGUCCACUUAGGAUCAAAAUAGUGGCAACAGAGUCUCAUCACCCUGAGGUCAAACUUCGUAUGAUUUCUGUGCCACUUGAUGAUACCAGGACGUCCUCUAUGAUAAAUGACCGUCUGCUAGCCAGUACUCUUGUACAUUCAGUCAAGAGUCAGAAAGAUUUUCGAUCCAUCUUUGACCACAUGAAGGUUUCCUUCUCCAGCAAAACAUCUCCAGAGUCCUUUAUCUACCAUGUGGUGUCCUUAGUACAGUUUGUGAAAGAACAUUAUUUCAAAGGUGAUGGACAGACCCUCAGUGAGAGGUUUGCAGGCUACCUAAAAGUCGCGAAGGAUCCUGCCAGCCGCCCAAAGAGCCCUGAGAUACACAGAAGGAUAGAUCUAUCUCUUGACAUGGAGAGGAAACAGGCAUCUUUGCAGAACGAAGACAAGGACUUGGAUGUGAAGGUUGAGCCUGUAAAGUAUUUGCAGGUAGAAAAAAAGCUAAAGAGCAGCUUGAUUGAUGUGAGGGGUGAAUCUGAGCGUCGUCGGAAAGGGCGCAGUAAAGAACGUGGGGAUUCAAAAGGCUCUCGGGAAUCCAGUGAUUCUCGCAAGCGGGAGAAGCCACAGAAAGAGCUAAAAGAAUUAAAAUUUUUCAAGCAUGACAACAAAAGAAGAAAAGACCAUGAGCCCUCUCCUCCUCCAUCCGAUGAUGAUGAGAAGGACACCAAGAAGGAAAGCAGAGAUGAGGAGUUCAAAGGCCCUGUAGAGCCAAAAGAAUACCCAGGUUUUCCAGGAAUCAGCAGGCCUAGAGGCACAUUUCAGUUCCGAAUUAGAGGCAGAGGCCGAGCGCGAGGGGUGUUUGCUGGAACAAGUACUGCUCCUGUGAAUACAGCACCAACUUUUCAAAAGCGAUCUAAAGAGGAGGAGUGGGAUCCAGAAUAUACUCCUAAAAGCAAGAAAUACUUCCUGCAUGAUGACCGAGACGAUGGAGUGGAUUACUGGGCAAGGAGAGCUAGGGGUCGUGGCAACUUCCAACGUGGUAGGGGACGGUUUCCUUUUAAAAAGUCAGGAAGCAGCCCAAAAUGGACACAUGACAAGUACCAAGGCGAUGGUCUUGUAGAUGAUGAAGAUGAAGCAAUAGAAGACAGACGCAAAGAUGAAAAGGAGUGAUGUAUCUGGAAGAAGAUUAGUACCACAAGUUACCGUCUAAUGGAAUCACUAGAUCAGCAUCUGAGUUGUAUUUUAAUUCUGUUGCUAAAUAACAAAUUUUGGUUUUAAAGAACAUAAGUUUGGUCUGGAGUAAAUUUAUGACAAUGAGAGUCCAGAAGAGACUGGUACAUGUAAUUGCUGGUGUUUGAAAUGACAAGUUUUAUGAAUCUGAUUUUAAGUGUUUCUGCUAAUCCUGUGUGUAUAUGCCAUGGAGUGAUAUAAAGAUCGUGAAUGGCUUAAUUUUCUUCUUUCUAUGAACUAAUAUACAGCAAAAUUGCUUUGAGCAGCUAAAAAGUUUGCAGUUGUAACAGAUUGUUACAAAUAUAUUUCCUGAACUUA